Molecule: messenger RNA, 690 nt
Organism: Darwinula stevensoni
Lineage: Eukaryota; Metazoa; Arthropoda; Ostracoda; Podocopida; Darwinulidae
Source: the annotation of a GenBank genome assembly
GUACUCAAUUUCCCGCUUUACAAAAAACAAAUUGGUGAAACAGAAUACGGUUUAGGUUGGUUUCCAUUUGGGGGCUACGUGAAAAUUGCCGGAAUGAUUGACGAAAGCAUGGACGAAGAAGCCAUGAAAUUACCGCCAAAACCUGAUGAAUUCCGUUCGAAACCUGCUUACCAACGUUUGAUUAUUAUGUUGGGAGGUAUUAUCGUGAACGUCCUUUUGGCCUUCUUUAUUUACGCCAUGAUUUUAUGGAAAACCGGAGAAGAAUCUAUUCCAAUGAAAAAUGCACAAUACGGCUUCGUCUGCGAUUCGUUGGCACAAAGCAUUGGUUUAAAAACAGGCGAUAAAUUCUUAGGCUACGACAAUAAAAAAUUCGAAGACGCUACCAUUCCGGUGGUGAAAGAUUUGUUGUUAGAUAACGCCAAAGUGUUACACAUCGAACGUGAAGGCAAAACUAUGGACAUCAAUAUUCCGGAUACAGCCUUUAUUUCGAUUUUAUUGGCCUUUAUGAAUUUAUUGCCAAUUCCUGCAUUAGAUGGAGGUCAUGCGCUUUUCACAGUAGUGGAAAUGGUUACGGGCCGAAAACCAAGUGAUAAAUUUUUGGAGUAUGCCCAAAUGGUAGGCAUGGUACUCCUUUUUGGAUUAAUGAUUUAUGCCAACGGAAACGAUUUGGUAAAAUGGAUUUUCCCGAAA